AUGGCUGAAGAAGACAUUAAAGCAAUUAAUUUGUUAUUCCAACGUCCACUUGAACCAUCAUUCACAUCGCGAGACGAUGGAAGUUCAUCACUCGUUUUACCAGAAUCAUAUUUGACGGAAAACUAUAAGGAUACGUCAAAAGUUCAAGUUGAUAGCCGUUUCGGUGAUAAUAUUCAGCUUAAGAUUCCAGUGAGAGAAGUUCCACCGCCAAAUUUAGAUUUCACUAGCGCUGUGCCGCUAAAACGUCCAUUCUCUCUAUUUAAUGAUAAACAUAAGGAAUGUGCUGGACAAUUAAUUGAUAUAUUUUUGAAAGCACCUGAUCCUAAAAGUUUUAUAUCGGUUAGCACUUAUGCUCGAGAACGAAUCAAUCCUUUCUUAUUUCAAUAUUGUUUUUCCGUCGCCUGUCAACAUCGUAAAGAUAUUGGUAACUCAGUUAAUGUACCAACUAUCGUAGAACUUUUCCCUCAAAAUUUUGUUGAGCCAGGAACUUUUCGUGAUGCUCGUGCAGAAGGUACUCUUAUAAGUCAAGGCGAUAGAACAAAAAUUGAUAUUCCACAAAAUUAUACUGCAUCCGAUCGUGAAGAAGAACAAAGACUUUUCUAUUUUCGUGAAGAUAUUGGUGUAAACAGUCAUCAUUGGCAUUGGCAUUUAGUAUAUCCUGAUAGCGGACCUUUAGAAGUAGUAAAUAAAGAUCGACGCGGUGAAUUAUUUUACUAUAUGCAUCAUCAGAUCAUUGCCAGAUAUAAUACUGAAAGAAUUUGUAAUCAUUUAGCUAAAUUAAAGCCAUUCAAUAAUUUAGAUGAACCGAUUAAAGAAGGAUAUUUUCCAAAAAUUUUAAAUAGUUUGAAUAAUCGUACAUAUCCAGGAAGACCGAAUAAUAGUAAACUACAUGAUGUUAAUCGAGAUGAUAAUAUUAUACAAAUUGGUGAUGUUAAACGUUGGGUUGAUCGAGUUCAUGAAGCUAUUGAUAAGGGAUUUGCUACAUCAACUCGAGGACAAAAUAUGCCAUUGGAUGAGCUACGAGGUAUUGAUAUACUUGGUAAUAUGAUUGAAGCAUCUGCACUUACUCCAAACCGUCAAUAUUAUGGAAAUUUACAUAAUAUGGGGCAUAAUUUGAUAUCUUUGUGUCAUGACCCGGAAAGAAGACAUUUAGAAGAAAUUGGCGUUAUGGGUGAUGUCAGUACUGCAAUGAGAGAUCCUAUAUUCUAUAGAUGGCAUGGAUUUAUUGAUGGAAUAUUUAAAAAAUACAAAGAUUUAUUACCACCUUAUCAACCAAAUGAAUUGUCAAAUGAUGGAAUUGUUGUUAAUGGCAUAGAAUGCAAAAUAAUGAGCACAGGUAGAACAGCACCAAAUCAAUUGUUAACUUAUUGGCAAAAAUCUGAUGUUGAUUUAGCAGCCGGUCUAGAUUUUGGUCCAAAUGGAAAUGUUUUUGCUGAAUUUACUCACUUGCAACACCCUCCAUUUGAAUACACAAUUAAUGUUUCAAACAACAGCGGCACUCAAAAAUCAGGAACAUGUAGAUUAUUUUUGUGUGUAAAGCAAGAUGAGAGGGGAAUGGAUUUGAGCUACAACGACCAACGUGAUUUUGCUAUUGAAUUGGAUAAAUACCAAGUAAAUAUGAAACCAGGUCAAAAUGUCAUAAAGAGACGUUCUGAUGAAUCAAAUGUUACCAUACCGUUCCAUCGUUCCUUCCGUCGUGUUGGUACAAAAUUUCAACCAAAAGAUCCUGGUGAAAAAGCUAUUUUCCAAUUUUGUGGUUGUGGUUGGCCAGAUCAUUUACUAAUUCCAAAAGGUCGAAAAGAGGGAAUGCAGUUUGAUUUGUUUGUAAUGAUUUCCAAUUAUGACGAUGAUGCCGUCACCCAAACAAACAGUGCUGUAAAUCCAUGUGGUGAUGCUUACUCAUUUUGUGGUCUUAAGGAUAAAUUGUAUCCGGACAAGCGUGCUAUGGGUUUCCCAUUCGAUAGAAUGUCAGAUGCUGCAACAUUGGAUGACUUUAUUGCUCCUUAUCCAAAUAUGAAGAAACAAAUUAUUACAAUUACAUUCCAGGAUAUUUUGGUAGACAGAACUAAAUAA
Messenger RNA from Condylostylus longicornis, 2073 nucleotides. Its product is annotated as phenoloxidase 2-like. Gene Ontology annotation, molecular function: oxidoreductase activity. The record is from RefSeq and is a predicted model, not a curated record. The coding region runs from base 1 to 2073 and encodes 690 amino acids. The transcript is spliced from 7 exons. NCBI's taxonomy places the organism in Eukaryota, Metazoa, Arthropoda, Insecta, Diptera, Dolichopodidae.